This is a messenger RNA of Neocloeon triangulifer, 2738 nucleotides long. RefSeq names its product inhibitor of nuclear factor kappa-B kinase subunit alpha (gene IKKbeta). Gene Ontology annotation, biological process: positive regulation of transcription by RNA polymerase II; tumor necrosis factor-mediated signaling pathway; peptidyl-serine phosphorylation. The coding region runs from base 142 to 2448 and encodes 768 amino acids. The transcript is spliced from 16 exons. Gene Ontology annotation, molecular function: IkappaB kinase activity; ATP binding. NCBI's taxonomy places the organism in Eukaryota, Metazoa, Arthropoda, Insecta, Ephemeroptera, Baetidae. Gene Ontology annotation, cellular component: cytoplasm; IkappaB kinase complex. The record is from RefSeq and is a predicted model, not a curated record.
UUAUUAUAGAAUUUUUGGCCAGACAGCGGUGAUGUCGGUGCGAGAACGCCUAGAGCAGGAUUUUUUUCGCGUCUCUCGCAUAAGAGUUACGAAAAUAAUCACUCAUUUUUAUUGAUACAUAUAUAAUCGCAAAAAGUCGCCAUGACCUCGGGUCAACCUCCGCCAAAUCUUGACGAUAUGUGCGAUGAACCAGCCGAAAUUGAAGGAUGGCUUCGGCAACAGGUCUUGGGCAGCGGCGCCUUUGGGGUGGUCACCCUUUGGAAAAACAGGGAGACUGGAGAACAAAUCGCCGUGAAAAAAUGCCGCUGGGUGGACGACCCGGCUCUUACCCCAAAGCACAAAGAGAGGUGGACGAAGGAAGUGGAAAUCAUGCAGCGCCUUCGCCACCCUGGCGUGGUCAAAGCCCUCACCGUCCCUCCUGAGCUGGAGCGAGAGCUCAGGGUAGAAUUGCCUCUCCUGUGCAUGGAGUAUUGCUCUAAGGGUGAUCUUCGACAGGUACUGAACAUGUCUGAGAACUGCUGCGGCCUCAGCGAGGUUGAGGUCAGGUCUAUAGUAAAGGACAUAGCAAGCGCUGUGGGAUAUUUGCACUCAAACAAAAUUACUCAUCGCGAUCUUAAGCCGGAUAAUAUUGUUCUCCAAGAGGGAGAAAAUAAUCAAAUAAGUUACAAACUGAUCGAUUUGGGAUAUGCCAAAGAGCUGGACCAGAGCAGUAUGGCUGCCUCUUUUGUAGGGACUCUGCAAUAUUUGGCCCCUGAACUCUUUCUAAACACCAAGUACAGCUGCACAGUUGAUUACUGGAGUUUAGGUUUAUUGACUCAUGAAAUAAUCACUGGGGUGCGUCCAUUUUUGCCGCAAAUGUCCCCAGUUGCUUGGAUGACCCAUGUGCAGAAAAAGGCUAGGGAUGAUAUUUGUGCCUUCCAGACUGAGGACGGAAGUAUCGUCUUCAGCAAAGAGCUCUACUCUGAGAAUCACAUUUCAUCCACAUUCCAGUAUCACAUGGAAAGGUGGUUGAGGAUUCUUUUGGACUGGGACCCGAAAAGACGAGGACGUCAGUCGGCAGACACCGAACUGCUUGUUUUCACGAUGCUGGGCUCCAUUUUGACCAAAAAAAUUGUGCCCGUUUUUUGUGUACCUGAGUGCCGAGUACUGAGUUACGAGGUGGACGGAACUACAGAACUGGCCACUUUGCAACAGUGGAUUGCCAGGGACACUGGUCUAGCUGUAAAAGACCAAGAACUUCUGUUCCCAAGAGGAACUACUCCUGAUCCGUCUUUGUCUGCUGACCAGUGUUGCCUUCAUAAUGAUGGGACAAUUUGGUUCUUGUAUGUGCUGCAGAAAGGAAGACUUGAGUUGCCUCAGGUGAAGCCAAACAUUCCCACUCUGGUGGGUCAAAUGGUCUCCGACAUCAAGAGUGUCUUCGAGUACCAGUUUCAGCGGAGAUCCUGGGCGCAUGCCGUCUUUUUCCUGCAGCAAGAGGCCAGUUUGUACUGCAAUUUCCUGCGUGCUCACCGAGCUAAGAUGUUGUCUGUCUUGAGCAAAACCUGCGAGCUUGGGAAACUUGUGCAGCGAGUUCAACAGGAAAAACAGAGAUUAAGUUCAUUGAAGGAUUUGUUUACUGCAUCUCUAGAAUUUGAUCUAUCCAAAGUUUCAGAGCUUAAAAGCUCUAAUUUAGAAAAAAUAUCUGGAGUUUGGUCCGAGUCGAAAACACAGUUAUUGAAUAAAAUCAUGACUGUGGACGAAAGACUCUCACAACUAGAAAUUGAGGCAGAGGCCAUUGGAGGCCUGGCCCUGCAACUCCAAAGAAGUCCUUUUGCUCGAAUCAGGAUUUCGUCUAAUUUAGACAGCUUAGCUGAAGCUGGCCAAAACUGCUAUGAAGCUCUGAAACGGAGAAACAAAGAGCAGCGGAAAGUUCUGCAGAACAACAGUGAAAUGGCCAGGGUAGUUUACAACUGCCUGAAACACAGGGACAAGCUGUUGCACGACGAGCCCUUUUCUCAACACCUGAAGCAAUUAAUAGAGUGUCAGACUGGGACUGACAAGGUCACAGCUCCGAUGGAAAGUUGCCUUUUGGAAAUUGCCAGGCUGCAGGAAGAAAUCACCAAGUCCCAGUUGCAACGACAAGAGGACAUUUGGCUCUCGGCUGUGCAUGGUCAUAUUCCGCCCACUGUUCCGAGUCGAGGUGCCUUCCCAAAACAAGCAGAAGCCGUCCAAAAACAACACUCAAAGGCUGAGAGUCCACCUUCCGACCCUUGUCAAUGCAAAAGUGUUGGUGUCGCCGGUCAAAAUCCACCACAAGAUCAGUCUGCUGAUGUCAUAAAAGAAAAUCAAGAACUAAGAUACUUGACCCAAGAACUCAUGAACAAGGGGUAUGGAUUGUACAGAGAUGUGCUUGGUUUGGAUCUGGACGAAUUUCUCAACUCAUUAGACAAGGAAAAGACUACGGAAUAAUAACAAACCCUCAACUACUGUGCCUAAUUUGCAUAUCUAGCUCUAGUCAUGUAUUCCCUCUGUGUUAUGCAAGAGCAUUUUAAUCAUUAAUGGUAUUUAAAUCGACAUGACAAUAACUUCGCUUUUAACCUGUUGUGUAUUUUGUUACCGUUUGUACAUUGAUUACCCAUUUUGUACUCAUUUGCUGUGAAUAAAAUUUACUAACCUCUCUAUCAAAAAUAUUACUAUGUAUUAUGCUAUUAUAAAAUUUUGAAGUUUUAAAAUUGGUAAUAAAGAAAUAUUUACCCUGA